UCCGCACGGAUCUACCAAUCACAGCGUGGAAGCUCAGUAACCAGGAAGCCGCGCGAGGUACCAGGAAGUGAGACCGUCAGGGAUCAUGAGCUCCCCGUGUAAAAUGGCGCAUGGACACAGUCACCAGCACGGCUGCCACCACCACGCGGGGCAGGCAGGGGCAGAGCAGAGUGCGGACGCGCAGCAGGACCCCCCGGAUUACAGAAGCUGGGACAUUGUGAAAGCCACGCAACACGGCUUGCUGGACCGAUGCAGGGAGCUGGUGGAGGCCGGAUACGACGUGAGGCAGCCGGACGGGGAGAAUGUGACCCUCCUGCACUGGGCAGCGAUUAACAACAGGCUGGAGCUUGUCAGGUAUUUAAUAUCAAAGGGGGCCGUCGUCGAUCAGUUGGGAGGGACUUUGAACUCCACGCCGCUGCACUGGGCAGUCAGGCAGGGGCACCUCCAGAUGGUGAUACUGCUGAUGAAAUGUGGGGGCGACCCGUCUCUGAUAGACGGCGAGGGAUACGGCUGCAUUCACCUGGCUGUGCUUUUCCAGCACCUGCCUAUUAUUGCCUAUCUGGUCGCCAAAGGGCAGAGCAUCGACACCCCGGAUGUGAACGGAAUGACCCCCCUCAUGCUGUCGGCUCAAAGAAUUAUCGGCGUCGAACCAACGAGUUUCCUGCUGAAGUUUAACCCUUCGCUCGGUGCUGUGGAUAAAGCUGAACGAAACACGGCCCUUCACUGGGCCGCCCUGUCCGGGAACGUCAACGCCAUGGACCUUCUGCUGGAAGCUGGGGCCGGUCUGGACACUGAGAACGCCAAGGGACAAACGCCGCUCGACAUCGCGUGUCAGAGCCGGAACCGCCUCGUUAUCCACAUUCUUACAAACGAAACUCGAGCGAAAUCCACGAGGAGCUUCGGGAUGCUGAAACUUUUUCAGAAAUACGAGAUGGCGCUGAUCGUCCUGCUCACCGUGUCGGUUAUCGGAGCCCUCGGAUAUAUCCUGGACCUGAACACAGACUCGUGGCUGAUGAAGGGCGUCCUCGUGGCUCCCGUGGUGGCCGUGUCGCAGCUCCUCAGCAGGCGGAUGAUGAAUCACCGGAGCCAGCGCUAUCUCCCCGCCAUCUUUUUUAGCGGCUGUAUUUUUUGGGCUUUUAUUACGUGGUUCGUCUCCUUCCUGCCUGAUUUGGCGCUGACUGCUCGUCAGGUACCGUUUAUUCUCAGUGCCACCUCGCUUCUUUACUUUUACUACAAGACGUGGAGGUCGGACCCGGGAUUCGUGAAAUCGUCCGAGGAGGAGACCAAGCAGACCAUCAUCAGUCUCGCGGAAGCCGGGCGCCUGGAUCCCCGGAUGUUCUGCGUCUCCUGCUUGGUGAGGAAGCCCGUAAGGUCCAUGCACUGCCCUGUGUGCGGCUCCUGCGUGGCGCGGUUUGACCAGCACUGCCUGUGGACGGGUCGCUGCGUGGGUGCGGGUAACCAGCGUUACUACGUGCUGUUCCUCGGCUCCCUGGUCCUCGUCGGACACGGGCUGAUUUUCUACACGUCUGUCUAUUGGGCUCAGCAUUGUACUGCAACUAUCCUCAGAGACGGCUUCUGGGCGUUCCUGGGCGCCGUCGUCGACUGCUCCCCGUGGGUUCUCUAUAUCUUUCUCAUUGUUUGCUGCUUCACGAUCUGGGCCACGCUCACGCUGUUGGUGCAGAUAUAUCAGAUUGUGUUCCUCGGUCUGACAACCCAGGAGAGACUCAACCUCCAGAUACAGAACAGACACUCUCAGCACUGGGUCUCGCUGCGGAAAACGCCUUUCAACCGUGGCUGUGUGCAGAACGUAGCCGAUUUCUUCCACUGUAGGUGCUUUGGUUUGAUCAGAGUUGAUUCUGUGGACUGGACUAAGCAGUACCAUGCGGCCCAGACGAGAAGCGCGCAGUCCGUGUGAGGAAGAGGCGCCCAUUAUGAGGUUUGAGUUAUUGCAGAACUGAGUGUGCGAGCCGACCGGCAGUAACCGGCCCCCCGUGGACACGUGCGGCCCAUCCGCCACACGGGCCCCGCGUCUCUCCCACCUGCAGCGGCUCCGCUCGGAACGGGUCAUGCGGACAAAACGGCUUCCUGGUGCUGGAGCCGCCGCCAGGAUCAAAGAUGGUGGCUACAUACUGUGUUUGAACUCAACGGCGCAAAAUAUCCGUCCUGGACCGGCUGCCUACAGACCUCACAGCCUCCCCGUCAGAGCUGCGUCAAUCCCCUCUGACGACAAGUCCCAUCAGCCCUAAAACCUCCGCUUUAAAUUAUGCGUUUGUUGUAAGUCUGUUUAAUAAAU
Spea bombifrons (plains spadefoot toad) is the source of this 2293-nucleotide messenger RNA. It is a transcript of the gene ZDHHC13, whose product is annotated as zinc finger DHHC-type palmitoyltransferase 13. Bases 86 to 1915 code for a protein of 609 amino acids. Gene Ontology annotation, molecular function: palmitoyltransferase activity; protein binding. Gene Ontology annotation, biological process: protein palmitoylation. The record is from RefSeq and is a predicted model, not a curated record. Gene Ontology annotation, cellular component: Golgi membrane. The transcript is spliced from 17 exons. NCBI's taxonomy places the organism in Eukaryota, Metazoa, Chordata, Amphibia, Anura, Pelobatidae.